Molecule: messenger RNA, 1234 nt
Organism: Papilio machaon (common yellow swallowtail)
Lineage: Eukaryota; Metazoa; Arthropoda; Insecta; Lepidoptera; Papilionidae
Gene: Clp
Product: cleavage and polyadenylation specificity factor subunit 4
Exons: 4
Coding region: 146-1012 (288 amino acids)
Molecular function (GO): RNA binding; zinc ion binding
Source: RefSeq, a predicted model, not a curated record
AUGUAGCAUUUUGUUUUUUUCGAUAACGUUACUGAAGAUUUCGGCGAAAUCAAAAAAGACCGCGAUUAUAAAAGAAAUUGAAUUAACGUUACUGAAUACUGAAUCGCAUCUUAUCGCCAAAAAUAUUUCAUAUUAACAAUUAACAAUGGAAGUACUUGUUGCUAACGUUGACCAUAUUAAGUUCGAUAUAGAUUACGCUUUGGAACAGCAAUAUGGAGCUCUACCUUUACCAUUUCCAGGAAUGGAUAAAUCAACGGCUGCGGUAUGCGAAUUUUACAGUAACCCUGGAGGUUGCAACAAUGGUCCUCAGUGCCCGUACAGACAUGUGCGCGGCGACCGCACAGUGGUAUGCAAGCAUUGGUUAAGAGGGCUUUGUAAGAAGGGGGAUCAAUGUGAAUUCCUCCAUGAGUAUGAUAUGUCUAAGAUGCCGGAAUGUUACUUCUACGCCCGAUUUAAUGCAUGCCACAAUAAAGAAUGUCCAUUUUUACAUAUUGAUCCUGAGAGCAAGAUUAAAGACUGUCCAUGGUAUGACAGAGGCUUCUGUCGGCACGGCCCACACUGCAGACACAGGCAUGUCCGAAGAGUUUUGUGCAUAAAUUACUUGUCAGGCUUCUGUCCGGAUGGGCCAAAUUGCAAAUACAUGCAUCCCAGGUUUGAGCUUCCUGCACCACCCGAGCAGACCAAAGAUGCCAAGAGAUUGCCAGUCUGCCACUACUGCUCUGAAGUUGGGCAUAAGGCAUCAUCUUGCAACAAAAUUCCUCAAGAGAAAAGAGAAGCAGCACAAAAACAAGAGGAAGCGAGAUACCGAGCCCUCGGUUAUGUCAAGCCGGCCAACGAGACUGAUGAUGUCAAUGCUCAUCGCCUCCGUCUCAUGCACAAGCCAUUGGAAGAAGUGACAUGUUUCAAGUGCGGAACCAAGGGUCAUUAUGCUAACAAGUGCCCCAAAGGUCACCUUGCUUUCCUCUCCAAUCAGAAUACUCAAAACAAUCAGACCAUGUACAAAAAAAACUAGUAUAGGUAUGUGAAGCCAACUUAAAUUGGCUUCAGUAUUAGCUUUCAAAUAGCUAUAAAAUUUGAAUAAUGGACACUGUAUACAAGUUAGAAGUGUUUGACUUGUAUAAAUGUUAUAAAACUUAUUAUUAGGUAUGAAGUGGAGUGACUAGCGCCAUUUAAUAUUAGUAAGAUAAGUUUGUGAGAUUUAUCCAUUGUAUGCUAUACGGUUUAUAAAUUGUGU